Messenger RNA from Diaporthe batatas, 1194 nucleotides. RefSeq lists its product as uncharacterized. Bases 178 to 1017 code for a protein of 279 amino acids. Gene Ontology annotation, molecular function: hydrolase activity. The transcript has 2 exons. The record is from RefSeq and is a predicted model, not a curated record. NCBI's taxonomy places the organism in Eukaryota, Fungi, Ascomycota, Sordariomycetes, Diaporthales, Diaporthaceae.
CCGAACUCCGCUUCGAAGGUAGGGAACACGAUUUACGUACAUCUCAGCCUGCAUCCGCACCUGGACGUAUAUAACACUCAGCAAGUCGGUUGUUGUCGUGAACAGUCCAAUUCAUUUCACACAUUCUCCAAAUCCAUCCCCUCAGCGGUUACAGGCGAGCCAAGGCCACCUAUCAAAAUGUCUUGUCCAGACUGCUUUUCCGGCACCGAACACAGUGGCACCCCGAGGGGCAAGGUGGUCAAGCUGCACGGCUUGGAUACCUACGUGACCGAGCCGCCGGAGGGCAGGCCCGCCAAGGGUAUCAUCGUCUAUAUUCCUGAUGCCUUCGGCAUCGACUUCAUCAAUAACAAGAUCCUGGCCGACAUCUACGCCGCCAAGGGAGACUACAAGGUCUAUCUGCCAGACUUUAUGCUCGGCCACUCGUGUCCAACCUGGCUCCUGGCCAACAUGGACGGCAUCGGCAAGCACGGCAGCUACCUCUCCAUGCCUUACCACAUCUUCUGGACCAUGUGGGGGAUCAUCCCGUGGAUGCUCCGCAACCGCCCCGGCAAGAGCUUCCCCAUCGUCAAGAAGUUCUUCGAGGACCUGCGCAGGGAGACGGGGCCGGCAACACCCGUCGGGGCGGCGGGGUUCUGCUGGGGCGGGAAGCACGUCGUCCUCCUCGCCGACGCGCAGCACAAGACCGACGACGGGAGGCCCUUGUACGACGCGGGGUUCACCGGCCAUCCGAGCUUUCUCGAGGUGCCCAAGGAUCUCGAGAGGAUCGCCGUGCCUAUUUCGUUCGCGGUCCCGGAAUAUGAUAACCAGCUGAAAGUCCCGCGUGAUACUGAUGUGCUCAGUCGGAUCAUGGAGGGGAGACCCGAGGCUACCAAGGGAGAGGUCAAGGUGUAUGAGAAGGUCGGCCAUGGAUUCUGUGUGAGGGCUGACAUGAAGGUUGACGAUGUGGCUAAGUCGGCUGCAGAGGCGGAGGAUCAGGCUAUUGCAUGGUUCAACGCUAAGCUGGGUAAGGCUCUAUGAGGUCUGGUGUGCGGUACGAGGCUGAGCCACGUGCCCACGUACUUUAUUCUCUUUCUACUGUUAUUGGCACCGUAUUUCUUUAAACGCUGGGUCUUGAGUGCUUACCACAGUAUGAAGGCGCCAUGUAUGUCCUCGGACGUAUACGGAAUAGAAGCGAAACCACAUAUGGCUAUCAAU